This is a messenger RNA of Pundamilia nyererei, 3061 nucleotides long. RefSeq names its product protein NLRC3-like. NCBI's taxonomy places the organism in Eukaryota, Metazoa, Chordata, Actinopteri, Cichliformes, Cichlidae. Bases 38 to 3061 code for a protein of 1007 amino acids. Gene Ontology annotation, molecular function: protein binding. The transcript is spliced from 11 exons. The record is from RefSeq and is a predicted model, not a curated record.
GUAGAAAGUGUGUGUGAGCUGACGUCAAUUCAGCAGCAUGGAUCAGUGUGACGACAGAGAGGAGGGGGUCCCUCCCUCUAAAACCACUCUGUGUGGGGAACAUGAGAGCCAGACCACAGCUCAGAGGAACCAACCUGGACCUGAACCCAGCUGUUUAUCCUUAAAAAGCAGUGAUUCAAAGGAAGUUGUGAUUAAUUUCAGACAAAAAAGUUCCUUUGGUAAAAUGAUUCAUCAAAGACCAGACGCACGUGGACAUGAAUAUAAAGAUGAACCCAGCAAUGUCUCCUUUAAGAGCAAUAAUUCAAGGAAACAGCCUACUGAUUUUAAAGAUGAACAGGCUAAUUCUGUAAACUUGGACCAGGAGAGCUCAGAGGUACCCAGUGGGCAAUCUGCACAUCUGUGUCAAACACACUUGGAGUCAAUAUUUAUGCUCUUGGAGGACAACAUCAUCUCUUUUGUGAAGAAACAACUGAAGGAGCUACAGAAGGUUUUACAUGCAGAUUUUCCAGAAUACUUAGAAAGUCAGAGCAAGGAUGAAGAGAUGCUGGAGGCUGAGGUUAAAGAGCAGAGGGAAAACAGCAGAGAGGCUUUUGUGAAGAUUACACUGCACUUCCUGAGGAAAAUUAAGCAAGAGGAACUUGCUGAUAGUCUGCAAAACAAAAUCUUUGCUCGACGUUAUCAAUAUGAACUUAAAUCUCACCUAAAAAAGAAAUUUGGGUGUGUGUUUGAGGGGAUCGCUAAAACAGGAAAUCCAACCCUUCUGAAUCAGAUCUACACAGAGCUCUACAUCACAGAGGGAGGGACUGGAAAUGUGAAUGCCAAACAUGAGAUCAGACAGAUUGAAACAGCAUCCAGGAGACUACACAAAAAAGAAACAACAAUUAGACAAGAAGACAUCUUUAAAGCCCCACCUGGAAGAGAUAAACCAAUCAGAACAGUCCUGACAAAGGGAGUGGCUGGGAUUGGGAAAACAGUCUUAACACAGAAGUUCACGCUAGACUGGGCUGAAAAAAAAGCUAACCAGAACUUUCAGUUCAUAUUUCCAUUUGCAUUCAGAGAACUGAAUGUCCUUAAAGAGAACAAGUUUAGUUUGGUGGAACUUGUUAAUCUCUUCUUUAGUGAAAUCAGAGAAGUAAGAAUCUGCAGCUUUGAGGACUUCCAGGUUUUGUUUAUCUUUGAUGGUCUGGAUGAGUGCCGACUUCCUCUGGAUUUCCACAACACUGAGCUCAUAACUGACCCUAGAAAGUCCACCUCAGUGGAUGCGCUGCUGAUAAACCUCAUCAAGGGGAACCUGCUUCCCUCUGCUCAGCUCUGGAUAACCACACGACCUGCAGCAGCCAAUCAGAUCCCUGCUGAGUGUGUGGACAUGGUGACAGAGGUCAGGGGGUUCACUGACCCACAGAAGGAGGAGUACUUCAGGAAGAGAUCUAGAGAUGAGAAGCAGGCCAGCAGGAUCAUCUCCCACAUCAAGACAUCACGAAGCCUCCACAUCAUGUGCCACAUCCCAGUCUUCUGCUGGAUCACUGCUACAGUUCUGGAGGAUGUGCUGAAAACCAGAGAGGGAGGACAGCUGCCAAAGACCUUGACUGAUAUGUACAUCCACUUCCUGGUGGUUCAGACAAAAGUGAAGAAGUUCAAGUAUGAUGGAGGAGCUGAGACAGAUCCACACUGGAGUCCAGAGAGCAGGAAGAUGGUUGAGUCUCUGGGAAAACUGGCUUUUGAUCAGCUGCAGAAAGGCAACCUGAUCUUCUAUGAAUCAGACCUGACAGAGUGUGGCAUCGAUAUCACAGCAGCCUCAGUGUACUCAGGAGUGUUCACACAGAUAUUUAAAGAGGAGAGAGGGCUGUACCAGGACAAGGUGUUCUGCUUCAUCCAUCUGAGUGUUCAGGAGUUUCUGGCUGCUCUUCAUGUCCAUCUGACCUUCAUCAACACUGGAGUCAAUCUGCUGGAAGAGAAACAAAACACCUCCAGGAACUUUGAAACAAGACAACAUACAGGGUCUCAAUUCUAUGAGAGUGCUGUCAAAAAGGCCUUACAGAGUCCAAAUGGAUUACUGGACUUGUUUCUUCGCUUCCUCCUGGGUCUUUCACUGCAGUCCAAUCAGAACCUCCUACGAGGUCUUCUGACACAGACAGGAAAUGGCUCACAGAUCAAUCAGGAAACUGUCCAGUACAUCAAGAAGAAGCUCAAUGAGAAUCUGUCUGUAGAGAACAGCAUCAACCUGUUCCACUGUCUAAAUGAGCUGAAUGAUCGUGCCAUAGUGGAGAAGAUCCAACAGUCUUUGAGUUCAGAACAAUUCUCCACAGAUGAGCUGUCUCCUGCUCAGUGGUCAGCUCUGGUUUUCAUCUUACUGUCGUCAGAAGGAGACCUUGAGGUUUUUGACUUGAAGAAAUAUUCUGCUUCAGAGGAUGCUCUUCUGAGGCUGCUGCCAGUGGUCAAAGCUUCUCAAAAAGCUCUGCUAAAUAGCUGUAACCUGUCAGAAAGAAGCUGUGAAGCUCUGUCCUCUGUGCUUAAAAUGGAGGACUGUGAAUUGACAGCUAUAGAUCUGAGUAACAACAACCUGCGGGACUCAGGAGUGAAGUUGAUAUCUGCUGGACUGAAGCAUCCACACAUUACACUGAAAACUAUCAGACUGAGUGGCUGUGACCUAUCACAGAGAAGCUGUGAAAUUAUAUCCUCCAUUCUCAGUUCCCAGUUCUGUAGUCUAAUUGAGCUGGACUUGAGUAACAAUGACCUGGCAAAAUCAGGAGUGAAAGUGUUGUCUUCUGGAUUAGGAAGUCUUCACUGUAAACUAGAAACACUCAGGUUGUCAGGGUGUUUGAUCACAGACGAAGCUUGUGGUUCUCUCGUCUCAGCUCUGAGCUCCAACCCUUCUUGUCUGAGGGAGCUGGACCUGAGCUACAAUCAUCCAGGACAGGAACAAGUAAAGCAGCUGUCCGCUAUACUGAAGGAUCCAUCCUGGGGACUCCACACUCUUAGGGUGGAGCCUGCUGGAGUCCGAUGGUUGAGACCAGGAGUCAUCAUCAAAGUGUCAAUCAAUGAACAGAUGACGGACCAAUAA